AUGGACAUUGACCCUGACAAUGAUGGUGGUGAACAUGAGGGAAUAUCGACAGAAAUGGUCAGAAAUAUGAUUGCGCAUACUCAUAAAUAUUGUGAUAUGCUUAUUGAUGACGAUCCCCUCUUAGAAGGAUCUAUAAAUAAUCUAAAGAAUGCGAAAAAUUAUGAAGAAGAAGAAAAUGAAGAUGAAGCUGAUGAUAUCAAUAUCGAAAUAGAUGAUAACAUUAAAUAA
Messenger RNA from Rotaria sp. Silwood2, 228 nucleotides. The record is from the annotation of a GenBank genome assembly. Lineage: Eukaryota; Metazoa; Rotifera; Eurotatoria; Philodinida; Philodinidae.